UUCUGAAGGUGGGUUCUGCCUGGACAGAGAUGCGGUGCUUCCACAUCCUGCUUCCAUUCUGGCUUACAGGGAACCCGAGAAACCAUGAUCCCACUUUGUGGGUAAGAAGACAGGUUCCACAGCCCCAGAUAGCUUGCUCCACAUUUCCCAUUCUGUAAGCAGGAGGAGGAAGACUUCUGCCUGUGCUGGAACAGUGGGCAUUCCCACACUACCUACAAGUCUUGGUCUGAUCAGUAACCCAGCAGGUGUUGGAUGGUGACAGUAUUGAACAUGCUCAGGGAGUUCCAUCAGACAGUGCUCACUCCUGAAGUGCGCAGUCCUUUCUCUCGCUGUUUGCUGGUACAUAGAGAUGUGUGAACUAUGUAGCGUUAUCCCCGUCACACUGACGCUAGGUGAAGUAGCUAGCUCCCUGCCUGCUGUGUAACUUGUGUGUGCUGGCCAUCAGGGUUGACAUCCAGUCCUACUGUGACAAAACUCAGUUCCAGGAAAAAUGAGGUCUGUCUGCAGACAGGCAUGUGAGAGUGGUGUUCCUGGUUGGAAGAGAGGGGAUGGGGCGGUAAGUAUGCUUACAGGAGAGAGUAACAGGGAAAGCUUAAAAAAUACUAGUCCUUGAGCCAGGUGUGGUGGCUCACUCUUGUAAUUCUAGCACUUGGAAAUUGGAGACAGGAGGACUUUGUGAAUUCUAGGCCAGGCUGGAAGUACACUGUUUCAAAUAAAAUAAAAAGGGUGUGUGUGUGAGAGAGUGCUGAGCUUUUUGAAUGGGCAACAGAAUAUUUGCUGGGGUUUGGGGAGAUUUUCCAGUGUUGGGAUUGAACCCAGGGUCUUGAGCAUACUGUACAAACCUCCCACUAGGCUAUAUCAGCAGCCCCCAGAAGGGUCUUUUGAAAAGAACAAGUGUUAAAGAAAGGAGGGGUGGGGACAGCUUGACCAGUUACCAUGCCUUUAUGACACUACCUCUGUGACCUGCCGUAUUGAAUUAGUUAGGUCCUUUGUGGUACAUGGCUUUCUUUAUUCUAGUUUUGUAGUAACUGUUAGAGGUACUCCUGGUGAAAGUGGGAGAUCGGAGGAAAUGGCAGCUGGUCACUCAACCCUCAAAAGACAUCCUUAUCCCGGUGAGCCAGUCAAAACCCUGCUUUGUCAUGGAUUAUCUCCCAAGGUCCAAAGUCCCUAAAACCAGAUUUACACACUGAGAACAGACCAGAUUGCUACCAACCAGCCAGUUCUCUCUUCUGGGAAAUUCCAUUAGCCAAUAUAUGGGGAUCUGUGGUUAGGUUUGGCUGGACAGGUGGGGCCGGGGGGUGGGGGGACUACCUUCACUCCAAAGGCACAUUUACUGACAGCUGGUUUCUUGGACUGCUUGAAUAGACACUGGUAGAGUUGGCUUCUAAAACUCCAUUUGAUGCUUCUGAGCCCCACUCCCACACCCCUCAACACACACAAACAGCAAGCCCAAGUGGCUGGACAUGUAGCUUAGUUCCUAGACUGCUUUGUCUAGCAUGCACAAAGCAUGAAUUCUGUCCCAGCACAGGCAUGGUGACAGUCUAGUUGUUGAAAGUCUGCCUGGGGUAAAUGAGACCCUGUCUCAAAAGUGUUGGAAUCAGAACUCUGUACUGGGAUUGGCUAUGUUGUGUGAUUUUUGAGACAGGUUUUGUACUGACUUGGAAUCUUGAAAUUUAUUUUUUUGGUGAGUUCUGAAGAUAGUGCCUUGGUCACUUACAUACCUAAAUCUUUCCAUUUCUUCAGUUGAUAAAAAUGAUUUAUUUUUACUUUUGCAAGUUAGUGGAAGAGGCCAACUAUGCUCUGACCUUACCAUCCUACACACAGCCUUGACUUUCUUAUUUAUCCCCAAAGACCUUACUGCCAUCUCCAGCCAUGCCCUGCCAGGUUCAAGCCUCACCAGCUGCCUUUACUUUCUCCAGGAAAAGUUCCUAGCCUCUGCCUUUAAUCCCAGUAGAGGCAGGCAGAUCUCUGAGUUUGAGGACAGCCUGGUCUACAGACCAGUUCCUGGACAAACAAAGACUACAGAGAGCUCUUGUUUCGAAAAAACAACUAAAAAGAAAGGUCCCUAGCUCUCCCGGGCAGUUGUCGAGACUUCUAGACAUUCACGGUUAGAGUGUGAUCCCAUCUCUUCCCUUGGUGGUUCCUAUCGCCUUUGCAUUUCCUUUGCUUAACUGGUAAACCGGAGAGGACAUCCCUGACUACCUUACCUUCAGGAAGACCUUUCCCAGUUUCAGCUCGCUGCUUUUCCCCUGCGCUUAAACCAGCACCUUUUUAUUUCUUUUGCUAGCUUUCUCCACACUCUAAGCUCUGUGAGAUCAGGGUCCACUUGACAGCCCUUACCCCAGAGACUUAGUAUGAGGGCCAAGGCACAGAUAAGGAACUCGGGAGCCCCAGUGCUCAGUUCUUCCAUCCUCGGUGCUUGGCACACCAAGAAUAUGAGGCAAGUAAGGUCCAGAGCCAAGAUUACUAAGAAAAAUCCGUAUUCGACUUCCCUAAAGCCACAGAGUAGCUAUCCAGCCCUCCACCUGAGUCUGAUUGUGCCUUGGCAACCGUCUCCUAGGAGAUGGGAAACAGAGGGCGGGGCCCAAGAGGGCGCAAGGGCUGAGGAGGCGCUGUGGGGCGCUGGGAGCGAACCUGGCUAGAGGCGCAUGCAGGGCCUCAGCGCGGCGCUUAUCCUGAGCGCGGGGCAGCUGGGGCCCGGGGCCGCCUGGUACCGCCAGGAGGGCAGCUCGGAGUGCAGCUGGCUCCGGAGGCAGCAGCCACCCGAGCUCCGCACCAAUUUCUCGUCCCGCUGGCCCUGGGCACGCAACUCCGAGUUCCGGCAGUCUGAGAGGCAGCAAUGGCCUGGUCCCGCCUCCGCCAGGCCCGAGGUGGCGCGCUGUGGCGAAGGCCAAGGGGAUUACAGCCCGUUGCCUGCGCGCCACCUAAGCAGCGCUCGCGAGUCGUCCGUGCCCGGUGCUCUGGGCACUGUGAACCCCGAAACCGUCUGCUCCCUGGUCCCCCCGACCCCGGAUGAGCCCCUUCCUGAUGCCCUGCCGCCGCCUGAUGAUUCCGUACUCCUCUGGCGAGGACUCAACAAGGGACCUCACCACAUGGGCCGACUCAGAAACGCCAAAAUCCACGUAGAGAGAGCCGUCAAGCAGAAGAAGAUCUUUAUGAUUCAUGGCCGAUACCCAGUGAUCCGGUGUCUCUUGCGCCAGAGGGGCUGGGUAGAGAAGAAGAUGGUGCAUCCCCCAGGCACAAUCCUGCCACCUCCCCAGAAGGAUCCAGAUAGCUCCAUGCUGGGUGACAGCGAUGCUACGGAGGAUGAGGAUGAAGAAGAGAAUGAGAUGUUUCGAGAGGCGCAGCUGUUGGACUUGGAUGGUUUCCUGGAACUUGAUGACCUAGAUGGGGUACAUGCUUUGAUGUCCCGCAUGGUUCGAAAUGAGACCCCCUAUCUCAUCUGGACCACUCGGCGUGAUGUGCUGGAUUGUCGCUUCCUUUCCAAGGAUCAGAUGAUAAACCAUUACGCCCGUGCAGGCUCCUUCACUACAAAGGUGGGCCUUUGUCUCAACCUCCGGAAUCUGCCAUGGUUUGAUGAGGCUGAUGCUGACUCCUUCUUCCCACGAUGCUACCGAUUGGGGGCAGAGGAUGACCAGAAAGCCUUUAUAGAGGACUUCUGGCUGACAGCUGCCCGCAACGUUCUCAAGCUGGUGGUGAAGUUGGAAGGGAAGUCACAGCUCAUCUCCAUCCAGGCAAGAGAGGAAGAGGCCCUAGAAGAUACACAGUCCAAGAAACAGGAAAAGAAACCAGUGACAGUGUCGUCAGACUUUGUGGAUGAGGCUCUGAGUGCAUGCGAAGAGCACCUCAGCAGCAUAGCCCACAAAGACAUCGACAAGGACCCCAACGCCCCGCUGUACCUCGACCCCGACGGUUGGUCCCUGUUCCUUCAGCGCUACUACCAAAUAGUCCAUGAAGGGGCAGAACUCAGAUACCUGGAGGUUCAAGUCCAGCGCUGUGAAGAUGUCCUACAGCAGCUUCGGGCUGUGGUACCCCAGAUAGACAUGGAGGGGGAUCGGAACAUCUGGAUCGUGAAGCCCGGAGCCAAGUCCCGAGGCCGAGGCAUUACGUGCAUGGACCACCUGGACGAGAUGCUGAAGCUGGUGGACUGUAACCCCAUGCUAAUGAAGGACGGCAAGUGGAUUGUGCAGAAGUACAUCGAGCGGCCCCUGCUUAUCUUCGGUACCAAGUUCGACCUGAGACAGUGGUUCCUGGUGACUGACUGGAACCCACUCACUGUGUGGUUCUACCGAGACAGCUACAUCCGCUUCUCCACACAGCCCUUCUCCUUGAAGAACCUGGACAACUCUGUGCACCUGUGUAACAACUCCAUCCAGAGACACUUGGAGGCUUCCUGUCACCGGCACCCGAUGCUGCCCCAGGAUAACAUGUGGUCCAGCCAGAGGUUUCAGGCCCACUUGCAGGAGGUAGAUGCCCCAAAGGCCUGGUCCAACGUCAUUGUGCCUGGCAUGAAGGCUGCGGUGAUUCACGCCCUGCAGACCUCCCAAGACAACGUGCAGUGCCGGAAGGCCAGCUUUGAGCUCUAUGGGGCAGACUUUGUGUUUGGGGAAGACUUCCAGCCCUGGUUGAUUGAAAUCAAUGCCAGCCCCACCAUGGCACCUUCCACUGCUGUCACUGCCCGCCUCUGUGCUGGUGUGCAGGCAGAUACCCUGCGUGUGGUCAUCGACCGGCGCCUGGACCGCAGCUGUGACACAGGAGCCUUUGAGCUCAUCUAUAAGCAGCCUGCUGUGGAGGUGCCCCAGUACGUGGGUAUCCGGCUCGUGGUGGAGGGCUCUACCAUCAAGAAGCCCGUGCCCGUGGGUCAUCGGCGGACAGGGGUCCGCUCCUCACUCCCUCAUCUGAUGACACAGCAAGGCUCUGGGGAAAGCAAGGACUCAGGCUCCCCUACUCAGAGGUCAGCUUCUAGGAAAAAUGCUAGGGCUGAGAGUCUGGGACACGCCGCUGAGAAGCCAGAAACUACUGCCACCACCUCAGUCCCCGGAAAGGGGAAGAAAGCCCCUUUCCACUUCCCUAGCCUCCAUGACAAGGCCUGGCUGCCUUCUCCCCGUGUGCACCGACCCCAGAGCUGGGUCCUCAGACUCCAGCAUGGCCAGCUGGUGGGCUCUAAGGCUCUGUCAACCACAGGCAAGGCCUUGAUGACUCUACCUACUGCCAAGGUUCUGAUGUCCUUCCCACCUCACCCCGAUCUCGAGCUGGCAUCUAGCAUGCUGAAGCCAGGAAAGGUGGGCUUCGAGCUGCGCUGCACACCCUGGCGGGUAGUACUGAGCAGUGGGAACGGGGAAGAAGGGCACAGGCAGAGGGCAGCGCCCAGACCAAGCAGUGCACCAGGGAAGGGCUUGUCUUCCACAGAACCCUGUUUCAAGACAGAGGCCUGAUCAUCUCUCUCUUCCUCCCCUCCUUUGCACCGAGGCUGCUAACCCCCUGCACCUUCGAGGCCCCCACUUUGGAAGUGCCUUGUGGCCUCUGCCCUUUGAAGCCGGACUUCUUCCUAGCACCCACAGGAAAGUCAAGGCCAAAGGCAAGUUCAAGGCCAGACUCGGCAACACACCCAGGGCUGAGGCAUACCCCAGGAAGAGGCUGAGCCUCCCCAAUCCCUUCACCCUUAUUUUGGUGUCCCGAGGCCUGGGGCCCAUAGGGGCUAAGAAGCUAGAGAAGCCCCUGCUCUGAUCUUCACCGCCCUAUUCCGGAUCCAGCAUCAAAUUAAAAAAAAAAAAAA
This is a messenger RNA of Grammomys surdaster, 5776 nucleotides long. RefSeq names its product tubulin tyrosine ligase like 3 (gene Ttll3). Gene Ontology annotation, biological process: protein modification process; cilium assembly; cilium movement. NCBI's taxonomy places the organism in Eukaryota, Metazoa, Chordata, Mammalia, Rodentia, Muridae. The coding region runs from base 2649 to 5435 and encodes 928 amino acids. The record is from RefSeq and is a predicted model, not a curated record. Gene Ontology annotation, cellular component: cilium. The transcript is spliced from 13 exons.